UGUGUGCGACCAACAAAAUUAUAUCCAAAUUAAAGAAGAUUGUUCGACCGGAGUGGCCGGACUAUUCGCUGCUGGAGACGUGGCUCGUUCGCACGAAAAAAAAAUUAAACAAAUUGUUACAGCAGUAGCCGAAGGGGCGAUAGCUGCUCAAUCG
Molecule: messenger RNA, 154 nt
Organism: Racocetra persica
Lineage: Eukaryota; Fungi; Glomeromycota; Glomeromycetes; Diversisporales; Gigasporaceae
Source: the annotation of a GenBank genome assembly